CAUAUUUAUUCUUGCCAUUCUACAAGACGAAUUGAUUAUUAAAGUAGAAUUGCAUACUGAAACGUUGUCAAGUGAUUAUUCUACGGGAAAUUGUAGUAAAAUUGUUAGUUUUAUGGAAACAUCUGAAGUUCCAUACUUGGAAACGUUUAAGGAAAAAACGUGGGGUAUUUUUUAUAAAACCCGCGUUCGAUGGAAUUAUAAAAUUGAGUCUCGCAAAUCAUGGCGUAUGGAAUACGAGUGUUGCGACGGAUUUGAACGUAAACUCUUUUGGGACGCUUCGAAUAUGAAAAUAUAUGCAAAAUGUGAACCAUUUUGUCGGCCUCCUUGCGGAAAUGGUACAUGCACGAAGCCAAACUUGUGCAUCUGCAAUUAUGGAUACAUUUUUACAUACUCUGAAACUUCAAAGUCUGACGUUAGCUGUGUUCCUGUGUGUACUCCCCCUUGUGUACACGGGAAAUGUGUCUUACCCGACACUUGCAUGUGCGAUUCUGGAUACAAAUCGACAAAUGAUCAUUACAUCUGCGAACCCAUUUGCAAUGUACCUUGUCCUACAGGAUCAUAUUGCUAUAAACCCGACCAAUGUCUCUGUCUGAACGGAUAUAAAAACAUUUCUAAUGAUGUCAAAUUAACUAAUAUGUGCGAGCCUAUUUGUGAAAGAGAAUGUGUUCACGGAAAGUGCAUAGCCCCCAAUAUCUGCACUUGCGAUGAUGGUUACGAGCCUGAUACACACGACUUAUUUGCCUGCAAGCCCACGUGCGAGUAUGGUUGUCUGUAUGGUGAGUGCACCGCUCCUAAUGUAUGUACCUGUAAUGAGGGUUACUCAUUAAACACCUCGAGCGUUUGCGAACCAAUCUGCAGUGAAGCUUGCGUUAUGGGCACUUGCGUGGCUCCUGAAAGUUGUAGCUGCUUCGUGGGCUACGGACUUGAGAAUUCAAAUUAUAUCUGCGAACCAGUCUGUGAAAAGGCUUGCCUCAAUGGACGAUGCACUGCGCCUGGCACAUGCAUGUGCAACGAAGGAUUCCAAUUAAGUGGUGACGAGACAGAAGAGCACAUUUGUAAGCCUUAUUGCGAAACUUCUUGCGAACCAUUCGGCGUCUGCACUGCGCCGAAUGUUUGCUCCUGUUUUGAAGGAUAUCGCCUGGCUAAUAAGAUGCAAAUUGAGAAAAUCAAUUUGCUACAUUUUGCGAGCAGCUCGGUUUGCGAACCGAUCUGCGAGAUCGAAUGCAUAAAUGGAUUCUGUAGCGCUCCAUGGACGUGUAGUUGCAACAUCGGCUAUCAUCCAACAUCGACGAUCUCUAUGUCAAGUCCCUAUGUCUGCCAACCUAUAUGUAGUCAGAAAUGCUUCAACGGCUUCUGUACCGCACCUGAGACCUGCAUGUGCGAUUCGGGCUAUCGUCGUUCCAAUUCUUGGAAUGAAUGCGAGCCGAUCUGCGAGACUGAUUGCAUCAAUGGAUAUUGCACUGCGCCAAACGAAUGCACCUGCAAUUCCGGCUACCAACCUACCGAAGGAAAUCGUACGAGUCUUUGCGAACCUAUUUGCAAUCCAAGUUGCAAGAACGGUAUCUGCGUACAACCCGACGCAUGCAGUUGCAACCCGGGCUAUCGUCUGUCGAUGAAUUCUAAGACAGUGUGCGACCCUAUCUGUCACCCAGCUUGCGGAACAAACGGAAUUUGCGAAGCACCCGAUCUCUGCGUUUGCAAGGAUGGUUAUCGCAUGGUUUAUUAUGACAGAAAAAACGUUCCGUUCAGAUGUGAGCCGAUUUGUAGCAUUGAAUGUGGCAAUGGCACAUGCACGGCGCCGGAUCUCUGUAUGUGUUUCGAUGGCUAUCGAAACGCAGAAAUUGGCGGAUGCGAGCCCAUCUGCUCGAUUUGUAACAACGGCAGGUGCGUUGCGCCUGAGAUUUGCGAAUGCAACGACGGAUUUGUUCCUGCGGAUCCGAAUCUCGAAUUUGGAGUAAAAGACUCUCGAUCUCCGAUUGUCUCCGAGAAUAGAACGAAAAACGAAAGCAGAUGCCUGCCGUAUUGCGAGAAUUGCGAUAAUGGCGAGUGCGAGGCACCAGGAGAGUGUCGAUGUUAUGCUGGUUUCGUAAAGAUCGAAGGCACCUGCGUACACGCGUGUCAAGGUGAUUGCAGUACUCACGGCGAGUGCGUCGAGGAACGCAGAACUUGCGAAUGCGAUUACGGAUGGACUGGAUUACAUUGCGAUCGUCCAACAUUGUGUGUCUUAAUCUUGAAGAAUGAAGAUAAUCGAACUGAUCAAUUGAGAAUUAUAAAAGAAAAAAAUGCUACGAUUGAGCAUAUACUUAAAAAUAACCCAACUUGUUCCGAGUGCAUUGGUAAAGUAAACAAUGAAACUUUGUGUUUUAAAAUGUUUGGCAAUGAUACAGAGGAUGAGGCGGAAAUUGGUUGCUUAAUGAAUGAAGAAUGCCUCGCAUUGAGCAAUAUAAGUCAAUAUAAGAAUCAAGGAGAAAUGAUCAAACUAAUAAGUGGAAUUAUAGGUGGAAUAUUACUUCUAACAGCUAUAACCAUAUAUGUGAUACGAAAACGCCGAAAUAGACAGGAGCUAGGUGAUGUUCAGAAUAUUCAGAUAAUUUGUAAGCAUAGUACAUCAACACAAGGACUAAUGGAAUCAAAUACCGAUAACCUACAAGUCAUGGGGUUACUUAACGGUCUAAUCGUUAUUUUGGCCGUUAAGAUAUUUUUAGAAGUAGACGUAUGGCAUGUGAGUGCAAUCUCGUUUACUAAUAUUUCGUUGUGGAAUCAAACCAUGAAUAGUGAAUUGCAAAAAAGAAGUGUAACAACGUUUAAUAAUUCAAGAUGCAGUGACAUAAUUGUGACCAGUCAGAAAAUACCAAUUUACAUUCCCUAUAAGGAAACAUAUAGAUCGCCAGAACAAAAUAUGUCUGAAAAGAUUCGAGAUAAUUUUAGGAUAGAGUUUCGCAUCAUACGAACAUGUAGCUGUGAAGGCUACGUUGUAUCCGGUACGGACCGGUGCGUACCGCGGUGCCCGCAAUCUUGCAAGAAAGGUACCUGCAAGGAGCCAGACGUGUGCACCUGCAACAAAGGGUACCGCAUGUCAAGCAAGGACAAGCAGUGCAUGCCAGAGUGCACAAGCGGCUGCAUUAACGGUACCUGCAUUGAUCCUGAGGUUUGCAGUUGCAACGAGAACUACUGGUUGGACUCGGACGGAUUUACCUGCCGGCCCGUCUGCAAUGCAGAAUGUGAGCAAAAUUACGGAUAUUGCUCCGAGCCGAACGUGUGCAUCUGCAACAAAGGGUACCGCGUGUCAAACGACAGUAAAUGUAUGCCAGAGUGUAAAAACGGCUGCAUCAACGGCACUUGUGUCCUACCCAACAUUUGCACUUGCAAUGAGGGCUACAGGUUGGACUUGGACGGAUUCACCUGUCGACCCUUCUGUAACAUGAAAUGCGAGAACGGAUACUGCUCCGAGCCGAACGUGUGUACAUGCAAUUCCGGUUACAGAAGAGUCGGUAACGAUUCAUCUCCAUUCAUGUGCGAGCCUGCUUGCAAUUCCGAUUGCGAGCGCAAAAAAGACAGUUGCGCAACUGAUCCUGAUUUGUGUGUCAAAAUAAAUUGUAGUCCCGACUUCGAACUGGACAUGAAUCACCGCUGCAAACCGAAGUGCCAUUCUUGCAUUUUCGGGACGUGCACGGCAUCAGGGACAUGCACGUGCGAUCAUGGUUAUACAAUAGUGAACGGAAGUGUUUGCAAGCCGAUCUGCGAGCCGAGCUGCGGAACCGGCAUAUGCACUAAACCAGGAUUAUGCACAUGCGAUUUUGGAUACGUUUUUGAUGAAACAAAUAGAAUGUGCAAGCCGCACUGCUCGGUACCUUGCGGAUUAAACAAAGAAUGCGUAGCGCCAAAUGAAUGCAAAUGCUCCAAAGGAUAUCACAAAAAGGAUAUCAUAUUUAAUUUAGAUCAUCCACAUUUUUGGCAUCCUUUGUUUAGAAACGAAUUUUCUCUAAGAAGAUCGUUUUUCAAGAAGCUCGUGUUUUACUGUACACCAAUUUGCAACUUCGAAUGCAUCAAUGGUAAGUGCACCGCACCAAACGUAUGCACCUGCAACAGGAAUUUUUAUCCACGGUGGAUCGACCAUCAUCCUUCUCUACCUGACAAUUCGCAUGAACUACGCAUUUGUGAUCAUCUCCCCGGACCUCCCUGUAACGAGUCCUCGUGCGGGGUUAAAGGGACAUGCCACGAGUCCGGCAUUUGCAUUUGCAAUGACGGUUACGUGAGGGACACGAAUGGUGAUUGCGUACCUUUCUGCGCCCCAAUGUGCUCCAAUGGCACAUGUACGGCGCCAAAUCGCUGCGAGUGCCACGACGGCUUCGCGUCACGAAAUGAGAGCUUCUGCGAGCCGAUUUGCGAAAAGGGUUGCAAGAACGGCGAUUGUAUAGGUCCAAAUGAGUGCAUUUGUCACGACGAUUUCAUAUCGAACUUGAACCAUCACUUAGGACCGGAAUGCAUCCCUGAAUGUACUCGCAAUUGUAGCGAACACGGCAACUGUGUCGUCGACCGCAUUGACAAUAUCGACAUCACCUACAAAUGCACAUGUCAUCGCGGAUGGACGGGACAGGAUUGUGAUCAAUCGACCAUGUGCAUGAUGUUAAUGCUUGACAAUUACGAAGAUCUCAACAGUACCACGAUUCGUAAUGAUAGUACAAUCGAUGUACCAUUCUUCGAGGAUAUGUCAUAUUGUGAAUGCAACAAGUCUAUUGACAACGAAACAUUGUGCUUUAAGCAAUAUGAAGGCAAUACGUCAUUUAUCAGCUGCUUGUUUAAUAAAGAUUUACCUUGUUACACAACAUCUUAUUACAAUGCCUCCAUUAAUGGUGCCAAAAUAGUUUGGUCUUUCGUGAUAGUCACUAUAUUAGUAGCCACAAGUUUAACAGCAGCAGCAUAUUUUGUAUAUCGCAAACGCCAAAAAGAAAAAUUCGCAGGUCCGUCGGUACACGUCUUUAUGCGAGAAUCUUUCAGCACCGAGAUUUUGUUGCAAUAAGAUCUACCUUUGAAUGAGAUAGUUA
Messenger RNA from Acromyrmex echinatior (Panamanian leafcutter ant), 5045 nucleotides. RefSeq lists its product as uncharacterized. Lineage: Eukaryota; Metazoa; Arthropoda; Insecta; Hymenoptera; Formicidae. The record is from RefSeq and is a predicted model, not a curated record.